This is a messenger RNA of Brachypodium distachyon (stiff brome), 741 nucleotides long. RefSeq names its product testis-specific gene A8 protein-like. The record is from RefSeq and is a predicted model, not a curated record. Bases 1 to 741 code for a protein of 246 amino acids. The transcript has a single exon. NCBI's taxonomy places the organism in Eukaryota, Viridiplantae, Streptophyta, Magnoliopsida, Poales, Poaceae.
AUGGUGGCGCUACGGGCCCCAGUAACGCCGGGGUCAGCAGCGCUGCUGGUGUCCACCCACGCCUUCUUGCACGGCACAGUGGGCGGGGAGUCGCCCCUCCCCCUCUUGCCAGCGCUCGUCGGCGAGUCGGUUCUUGGGGGGUUGUGCCGGAGCGCGAAACCCCGGAAGACCCCCCGAGCGGACGGCGCCGUGGGUGCCCGUGGGAUUGCCAUGACCCGAGGCAUCGCGGCAGUUGACGACGAGGCUGCCGCGACGCCAGGGGCUGCCCCCGGUGUAAGUGCCGCCGCGGCCCCGGCCGCUGCUCCUGAGGCAGCCGCCGCCGGGCCGCUGGCGGUCGUCAUCGGGGUGGUCGCCGCCGUGGCCCCAGAGACCACAGCGGGUGUGGCCACCCCGGAGCUGCCGGCGGACGUCCCGAGGGCGGCGGCCGCCGCAGGGGUGGAUGUCGCUGCUGGGGAAGAUACCACCGCAGCUGCCGUGGACGUAGCCGCGGCCGCUGCGUACGCCCUUGAUCGCCGCACGAUCAGGGACGCGUCGUCGCUGUCCUCAUCGUCGUCAUCCAUAGGGACGACUUCCUGGGACGCCGCAAGCUGGCCCGCCUCGUCGUCCAGAGACUGGAGGGAGGGCCCGCUGAUCUCUGACUCGCCCCCGCUCUCCUCAAGCACCUGCUUCCCGCGAGGCGCUGGCGGGGGAGCACGAGGCGUCCGAGUGGGGGUAUCAUCCAUCAAUCCCCACUCGUUGUAG